AUGGGAGAGUCCGAGCUUGCCGCUGUCUUGAACCGAAGGCGGCAGGAGGUGGACACACGGGGGAAUUUGUACGUCAAGGACCGCGCGGGCCAUGCCGACGCCGUGUGGUAUGAGCGCAUCGAGGGCCAGUUCAGUCCUCGGUCCUCCGACCGGAACUCUGCGAUCAGCCGCCUCACAAGCAUCAGCCGAAUGAACAGCCGGGAGCCCUCCCCGAGUGCGCCCGUCGUGCGGCCCACGCUGACGCGGCGCGCCUCGGAAGCCCCGCCCUUGGAGAACGACCGGGUGCGGAGGAGCUUCCCACGGCGGGCCUCCACGGGCGCGGCCUUGAAGGCGCCGGUGAGACCUAUGAACUCCAGGAACUGCUCCCCAGUGCGGAGUCCAAGCGAGGCGACGCCCCAGGCGACGCCCCGGUCCCCUCAGAGGACGCCUCAGACGACACCUCAGACAACCCCGCGGUCAUCAACUCCCAGGGGUUCGGCGAAGGCAAAGGCGAAGGCAGGCUCUGGCCCCAGCGAGGUUCGGGCCUCGAGGCUCAGCCAGGAGGAACCUGCUGCAUCUAUACGAUCUGACAGUGUCGCAACAGCAAGCACCAUCAGUUGUGAGGCAGCAUCUUCAAGCAAGCCAACCUGUGCAGGAGGGCCUAUGCCUGCGCCGGAGAACCCGCCGGAGAAACCGCCAGGCGUGCCGGAUGCGACACACCAACUGGAGCAGCUUGCGAACAUGCCGGAGAAGGGAUCAGGCACUAGCUCUACCUCGCCCUCCUCGCCCAGCAGCCGAGAAAGCUCGAAGCAAGCGACUGGUGUGCCAGUUGUGGUACCGCCAGCGGAGCAGUCUCAGCAGUCAGGCUCCGGAAAUACUCCUAGCAAGGGAGCAGGUCCACAUGAGACGGUGCCAGAGCAUCUGAUGAAGCGGAGACUGUCAGGUUCGGGCCCCUUGCCGCAACUGUCGAGCACCCCAGGCAUCACCCCUUCCUGCGCACAAGGGCAACCACAAGAGCAGGCCGUGCCGGAGAAGCGGUCAGGUGCUGGCAUUUUGCCGAGGAGCAACUCAGGCGUGCCACACGUGGCACCACCCGAACAGCCUGCGCCAGCAGAGAAGCUGUCAGGCCCCAACACUCCUCCCCGGACGGGCAGACAAGGCGUGCAACAUGUGCUGCCACAAGAGCAGCCUGCGCCAGCGCCAGCUAGCUGGGAGCAUUGCUCAGGCCCCAGCACUCCUCCCCUGACGAGCAGACAAGGCAUCCAGCAUGGGCCACCAGAGCAGCCUGCGCCGAGCGAGGAGAAUGGAUCAGGCGUCCCACCUUCCGAGCAGCCUGCGCCAGAGAAGCGGUCAGGCUCCAGCACUCUUCCACCGACUGGCAGACAAGGCGUGCCUUCAGCACAGCCUGCGCCUGCGCCAGAGAAUGGGUCAGGCCCCAGCACUCCGCCUCAGACGAGCAGACAAGGCGCCAGCACUCUUCCCCCGACUGGCAGACAAGGCGUGCCUUCAGCACAGCCUGCACCGGCGCCAGAGAAUGGGUCAGGCCCCAGCACUCCGCCUCAGACGAGCAGACAAGGCGCCAGCACUCUUCCCCCGACUGGCAGACAAGGCGUGCCUUCAGCACAGCCUGCACCGGCGCCAGAGAAUGGGUCAGGCCCCAGCACUCCGCCUCAGACGAGCAGACAAGGCGCCAGCACUCUUCCCCCGACUGGCAGACAAGGCGUGUCACAUGGUGUACGACCAGCAGAGCAGCCUGUGCCAGCGCCACAGAAGCAGUCAGGCCCCAGUACUCCUCAGACGAGCAGACAAGGCGUGCAAGAUGUAGUGCCACCAGAGCAGCCUGCGCCAGCUCCGGAGAUUGGGUCAGGCGUACCUUGCGUUGUACCACUAGCAGAGCAGCCGGCACCAGCGCCGGAGAUAGCAUCAGGUGCCGGCGCUCCGACUUUGCCCAUCAAGAGAGGUCCACGUGUGAUGCUGCCAGAAGAGCAGCCACCGCCGCCGGAGAUACCAUCAGGUCUGCUACAUGCGAUACCGCCAGCAGAGCAGCCGACGGCAGCCCCGGAGAUGCGGUCAGGUGUGACAAUGACGCCCGAUUGCUCGCAGCCAAAGCCGCCUCAACAAGAAAGCUGCUUCAGGCUUGGAGGAGGACAAUGA
Molecule: messenger RNA, 2133 nt
Organism: Effrenium voratum
Lineage: Eukaryota; Dinophyceae; Suessiales; Symbiodiniaceae
Source: the annotation of a GenBank genome assembly